GAUUCAGCAUGAUACCGAGUGCUCUGUUAACCGUUAGAUUCGCAUCUACGCGAUUGAUUGAUCGCUCGUCGUUCGCAUAAUUGAAUCGCGCCUAGUCAUCAUUGCGCGGCACAGACGCCUCGCGCCGCUCGCGCGUCUCUCUAGAGAGAUCGAGCUAGCUAUGUAGGUGAGGGGAGCGUCGGAAUAGACCGGAUUAACGUUUCGUCGUGAUUUUUACCUGACGAUUGUCUCGCGAAGGAGGCCUAGCUAGAAUUCAAACGCGGUUUCGCGUCCGCGCAUUAAAAUUCCGAUUUAUAUGGUCAGUAUAAGUUUGAGAACGGUCGCCGACGAAGCAGCUACAGCUCGCUCGACAAACAACAAACGCGACUGGCUCUCACGCGCGUGGAUUCGAUCAAUUGUACGUUCGUCGGCAGCCGAGCUGUUGUUAAUUGAACGCGCUGCGCAAUUCGGCCAUUUCCUCGUCGCCGAACGACGCGAUACGCGCGCGGUCGGCGUCGUCGGGCUCGCGCGAUUUACGCGACCGGAUCGGGUGAUUUAUGCACGAAGUGCAUACAGCGACGUGUCGAUCGUUUUAAUUGCGUUUGCAUCUCGCGGAAUUCACGCGCUCGAUUAGCUCGUUACGUCGCGAGCGGUCUCGAGCGUACGUUUUCGGACGGCUCGCUCGGCUUCAAUUCGGCUGCUGAUUCGACUCGCGUCGUAUCCGCGCGGCGUCGCGUCGGCGUGAAGAUGUCGACGUUCGAAUCUUUCGGCGAGUCGUCGGACUUGAGAGUGUAAAGCAUCGCGAUUGUGAUAUCGUGACGAAAUUACUUCGAUCUCACCGGCCGCGUUUCCGCGAGUGCGUGUCAUCUCGUGAGGAUUCAGCGCAGGGACUUGCGACGAGGAGGUGACAGAUUCAUUGGCGGAGCGUCACAUCGCCGUCGCGCGGGGACUUGAGACGAGGAUGAGGCUGGGAUGCAGCAGAUUCAUUGGCGUCGUGUCGAAGAAAAUAAAUUCCUCUUGGAGUUUUUGGAUGUUUGACAACCUGGAAGGAAAGAGGUCUGACAAUUUGAAAGGAGAAGGAGGCCUUGGACAUGCGUCGGGCGCCGGCGGAGUAACUUUGUGAUGUUUCUAACACGUUCCGAGUACGAUCGUGGAGUGAACACCUUCUCGCCGGAGGGAAGAUUAUUUCAAGUCGAGUACGCCAUAGAAGCCAUAAAGCUCGGCUCCACCGCCAUUGGAAUCGCAACAACGGAGGGAGUCAUUCUGGCGGUGGAGAAACGUAUCACUUCUUCUUUAAUGGAACCGACGACCGUAGAAAAAAUUGUAGAAAUUGAUAGACAUAUAGGCUGCGCCGCGUCCGGUUUGAUGGCCGAUUCGCGGACGAUGAUCGAGAGGGCUCGAGUCGAAUGCCAGAAUCAUUGGUUCGUCUACAACGAGAGGAUGACGGUGGAGUCGACCGCUCAGGCGGUGUCCAAUUUAGCUAUACAGUUCGGAGACAGCGACGACGACGGCACUGCCAUGUCGAGACCGUUUGGCGUAGCAAUGCUGUUUGCGGGGAUCGACGAGAAAGGCCCACAGCUGUAUCACAUGGACCCGUCUGGCACUUUUGUUCAGUUUGAUGCUAAGGCCAUAGGAUCUGGUAGCGAGGGAGCUCAACAAAAUCUUCAAGAAGUAUAUCAUAAGUCCAUGACGCUCAAGGAAGCGUCGAAAGCUGCGCUGACGAUAUUGAAGCAGGUGAUGGAAGAAAAACUGAACGACACCAAUAUCGAAGUGAUGACAAUGACGCCCGGACAAUUGUUUCACAUGUUUAGCAAGGCGGAAUUACAAGAGCUAAUAGACUCCAACGCCACGUCGGAAGAAAAUCUCACAAGACCAGCAGCUGGUAACCUGUUGCCAAGUCCUCUGUCCCAGCCCUCUACCUCCUUUAAAGGAUAAAGCUGGUCUAGAUGCCUUUCUCCAGAUGCUCCUACGUUCCUUAUCUUUCCAUUCCUGUACGUAUUUUUAUUUCAUUAACAUUGUUUCAUCUUCCUGUUUUAUUAUUUUGCCAACCCGAAUAUUGAUACAUACUAUUCAGAUGAAUAUAAAAUAAACUUUAAUUUGAGAAUUUA
Molecule: messenger RNA, 2087 nt
Organism: Wasmannia auropunctata (little fire ant)
Lineage: Eukaryota; Metazoa; Arthropoda; Insecta; Hymenoptera; Formicidae
Gene: Prosalpha5
Product: proteasome subunit alpha type-5
Exons: 6
Coding region: 1102-1914 (270 amino acids)
Biological process (GO): proteasome-mediated ubiquitin-dependent protein catabolic process
Cellular component (GO): nucleus; proteasome core complex; proteasome core complex, alpha-subunit complex
Source: RefSeq, a predicted model, not a curated record